AUGCUGAACCGGGAGCUGGCGCUGAGCACCACGCUCCGGGAGCUGGUCCUCUACGCCGCGUUCCUGGCAGACCUCUGCGUACUGACGUUCGGCAUGGUGAGCACCGACAUGUACUACCUGAACAAAGUCAUGGCCCGUCUCUUCCUGGAGCCCUCCGAGGACGGCAGGAGCGGUUUCAGGAGCAUCGGGAGCAGAGCUGAUCUCUGGAGGUUUGCAGAGGGACCCCUCCUGGAUGGGCUCUACUGGGACAAAUGGUACAACAACGUGACAUUGGCUCCCCAGAACAGCAGCAGCCAUAUUUACUACGAGAAUUUGCUGUUAGGAGUAGCCCGGCUUCGCCAGCUGAAAGUGCGCAACAACUCUUGCUCCAUCUACCCAUAUUUCCAUACGUUUUUAGAAGACUGUUACAGCAAGUAUCGCUAUCAAGAUGAAGACAGGUCUGACUUCGGCCCAAGGAAUGAAUCUGAAUGGAAAUACACCGCAACCUCCUCGUUAUCCCCCUGGUACUGGGGAUCCAUGGGCUUGUACAGCAGUGGAGGAUAUAUGGUCACCCUGCCCAAAUCGAAGCGGGAGAGCGCGGAGAAGCUGGAGUUUCUCAGGCAGAACGGCUGGCUCACUAGAGGAACCAGGGUUGUGUUUAUCGACUUCUCGACGUAUAACGCCAAUGUAAACCUCUUUUGUAUAAUCAAGUUGGUGGUGGAGUUCCCUGCUACUGGGGGUGCUUUCACCUCAUCACAUAUCUACUCUGUGAAGCUCCUCAGAUACGUCACGUAUUACGAUUACUUCCUGGCUUCUUGCGAAAUCACCUUUUGCCUCUUCAUCAUUACAUUCAUAAUCCAGGAGGCUAUAAAAAUAGUAAAACUGAAAAAGGAGUAUUUCAGAAGUGCCUGGAACUGGCUGGAUUUGCUGCUGCUGGUGGUAUCCAUCCUUGCCAUCGCCUUCAACAUCUACCGCACUGUGGAAGUGUCGCUACUAAUGGAAAAGCUGCUCUCUGAUGCCCACGUAUACCCAAACUUCUAUUUCCUUGCUUUCUGGCAAGUCCUUUACAACAAUAUGAUUGCUGUCAACAUCUUCUUUGCUUGGAUAAAGAUAUUUAAAUAUGUGAGCUUUAACAAAACCAUGACGCAGCUGUCCUCCACCUUAUCUCGCUGUGCCAAAGACAUCUUUGGAUUUGCCAUCAUGUUCUUCAUCAUUUUCUUUGCCUAUGCCCAGCUAGGCUAUCUGGUCUUUGGGUCGCAAGUUGAAGAGUUUUCCACUUUCCAGAACUGCAUCUUCACACAGUUCCGUAUUGUGCUGGGAGAUUUUGAUUUUGAAACCAUAGAAGCAGCAAACAGGAUCCUUGGACCUAUUUACUUCAUCACGUUCGUAUUCUUUGUGUUCUUCGUAUUGCUGAACAUGUUUUUGGCUAUCAUAAAUGACACCUAUUCAGAAGUCAAAGCAGACUUUGAGGUGAUACCCAGUGAAGAACUUCAGAUCAGAGACCUCUUCAGACGGAGUUGCAAUAAGGCCCUUGUCAAGCUCAAGUUGAAGAAACCAGGGAUGGAUGCAAAUCCAGCAGAGGAGAGCUUGGAAAGCAAGGAAUUCGCAGCCACUAAAAGGAAGGAUAUUUCCAAGCUCUCCAAUGGCGACGGCGCUAACGACAAGAGCCAGCUGAAAAAAACACUUGGUGCGAAGUAUCCACCCAUGGAGGAGACGGACUCGGUCGCCACUCAGAGCUACGUCUCCACUGCAGAAUUUCAGCAGCUCUUCAGGUACACGGCUGAGUUGGAGAAGGAGUUAAACAACACCAACGCAAAACUCAGGAGAAUUAUGAAAAGCAUGCAGCACCUGCAGGGUCCUUCAGGCAAGACGGCACAGUAA
Messenger RNA from Egretta garzetta (little egret), 1860 nucleotides. It is a transcript of the gene PKD2L2, whose product is annotated as polycystin 2 like 2, transient receptor potential cation channel. NCBI's taxonomy places the organism in Eukaryota, Metazoa, Chordata, Aves, Pelecaniformes, Ardeidae. Bases 1 to 1860 code for a protein of 619 amino acids. The record is from RefSeq and is a predicted model, not a curated record. Gene Ontology annotation, molecular function: calcium ion binding; calcium channel activity. The transcript has 14 exons. Gene Ontology annotation, biological process: detection of mechanical stimulus. Gene Ontology annotation, cellular component: membrane.